Molecule: messenger RNA, 670 nt
Organism: Pantherophis guttatus
Lineage: Eukaryota; Metazoa; Chordata; Lepidosauria; Squamata; Colubridae
Source: RefSeq, a predicted model, not a curated record
AUGGAAGGGGAUUACAAGAUGGACGAUAGCAACAAGUUGGCCCUCAUGUCCGAACCACCUCCGGAUUACACAGAAUCUCCCAAGCCUCCUGACCUUCCUUGGGGAAAACUCUUCAUCAUGGCGACGGCAGUGGUGGGGAUUGCUCUGGUGGUCCUGAUUUUCCUCCUGGUGGGGCUGCACCUUACCGAGAAACAUACAGAGGCGGUCCUGCAAAUGACCAUUCAAAGCCUGGACGGGAAAGGGUCCUCCCAGCACCUGGCCAUGAGCCAGAAGGAGAAACUGGCCAUAUUUCCCAUCCACAUGAACCUCAGCUCUUCAGCCACGGUGGUCUAUGAUUACAGCAAUCUGGUGAUCGGCUACCGAUCCUGGCCAGGGAAGUCCUGCUACGUCAUCAGAAUGAACCAGAAGGAGAUCCAAAGCCUGGAUGACGUCAUCGGGAUCUUCCAGCAUGUCCAGCCCCCUCCCUUGCUGCCCCUUGGACAGAGAGAGAAGCCAAUGGAAAACCUCUCGGCGCUGCCGGCUGAGCGUUCAACACUGGGAGCUGCCAUCAACCUUCUCUGCAGCAGCCUCCCCGUCUACUGGGUUUAACGGAGUCAGGAGGAAAGAGGCAGAGCGGCGGACGGAGAAGUGAGGAACCAACAAAUAUCUAAGGAGCUUCUCAGUCAUCCAG